GAUUCCGUCUCUCUCGCUGAAGCGCUGCCGUUUCGUCCGUGCACUGUCACAGCGCUAGAAGCGAGAGCCUAUGUACUUUAUAUGAAAAUCCUGUCGUGUGUGUAGUUUUUUAUUCCGGAGUUUAUUGUGGUGUCUCUCUUUUGCGGCGGGUAUCCUUGCGAGAUUUUUUUUGCGGGCACAAGCAGUGGUCGAUUGUCUACGAAUCGUGGGUGUCUUUCGAGUGCAUCGUCAACGUCGAGAGAGAGCUUGAGGACUGCUGCUGCUGCUACCUUGCCACAGGAAGUGUCAAGCAGGAGAAGGUUUUUCCUUCGCCUAUAUAUCGAACGCAGUACACGUCGGUGUUCGCUCCUUCUCUCUCUGUCUCACACGCUAGCUCGCUCGCUCUCCGAUCAACAACCAAAUACACCCUGUGUACUCGCCCCCGCACAUAUAUACCAAAGACACAGUGCCAGUUUGUGAGUGUGUGUGUGCGCGCGCGUUGUUUAAUAAAGAAUGGAAAUUGUAACACGUAAUUGUGCUAGGGCAAAGUUGAACUCUCGCCUCGUCUGAGAUAUAUAUCAUUAUCCCGUUCCGUGGCUGCUACGUACUGCUGCUGUUGGGGCUGUGCGACUCGUACUCCACCACCAAAAGGGUUUAUAAAUCAGAUUAUCAUCAAGUAUGAAUUACAAUGACAAGAUUCAAAAGGUCUUAUGACAAUUGACGAGAGCUGCUGCGGAAAAAAAAAUCUAAAAGCCUUAGAGUUGUAAGAGCUGCCAUACAUUGAUUCGUGACGAACAGGUGUAUGAUAAAACUGCAAAAAUUAAUUUGUUAAAAAUGGGAUGUGCUAUGUCAGCGGAAGAGCGGGCUGCUUUAGCUCGCAGUAAGCAGAUAGAAAAGAACCUGAAGGAAGAUGGGAUUCAGGCAGCUAAGGAUAUUAAACUCCUUUUACUGGGUGCCGGAGAGUCUGGAAAGAGUACCAUCGUAAAGCAAAUGAAAAUUAUUCAUGAGAGUGGAUUUACACCAGAAGAUUUUAAGCAAUAUAGGCCUGUAGUUUACAGUAACACAAUUCAAUCAUUAGUAGCUAUUUUAAGAGCCAUGCCAACUCUCGGCAUUACAUUUACAUCUUCUGAAAGAGAGGUCGAUGCUAAAAUGGUGUACGACGUCAUCCAAAGAAUGGAGGACACGGAGCCCUUCAGCGAAGAAUUACUGGUCGCCAUGAAGAGACUCUGGCUGGAUUCCGGCGUACAGGACUGCUUCGGCCGAAGUAACGAGUAUCAGUUGAACGACUCCGCGAAGUAUUUCUUAGACGAUUUAGACCGCUUGGGCGGUAAGGAUUAUCAGCCCACGGAGCAGGAUAUUCUUCGAACCCGUGUCAAGACAACGGGGAUCGUCGAAGUACAUUUCUCCUUCAAAAAUCUUAAUUUUAAGUUAUUUGACGUCGGAGGUCAAAGAAGCGAGCGAAAGAAGUGGAUCCAUUGCUUCGAAGACGUUACCGCUAUAAUAUUCUGCGUGGCGAUGUCCGAGUACGAUCAAGUGCUCCACGAGGAUGAGACCACGAACCGUAUGCAAGAGAGUCUCAAGCUGUUCGACUCCAUUUGCAACAAUAAAUGGUUUACCGAUACUUCGAUCAUUCUCUUCUUGAACAAGAAAGACUUGUUUGAAGAAAAAAUAAGAAAAUCUCCUCUUACAAUUUGCUUUCCGGAAUACGCAGGUGCCCAAGAGUAUGGGGAAGCUGCAGCAUAUAUACAGGCCCAAUUCGAAGCUAAAAACAAAUCUACAACCAAAGAGAUUUACUGCCAUAUGACUUGUGCUACAGAUACCAAUAACAUUCAGUUUGUAUUCGAUGCUGUCACGGAUGUUAUAAUUGCAAAUAAUUUGCGUGGCUGUGGACUAUAUUAAAGUAAUACAUCAUUUCUGCUUGAGUAGUUGAUUUGUGUAACCAUUUUUCAUAACCUGAAACAUCUAAUAAAGUAUAUAAUCUCGAAUUUAUUAUCUAAAGUAAUAAAUGUAUAACGUUUA
This is a messenger RNA of Trichogramma pretiosum, 1998 nucleotides long. It is a transcript of the gene Galphao, whose product is annotated as guanine nucleotide-binding protein G(o) subunit alpha. The transcript is spliced from 11 exons. The coding region runs from base 814 to 1878 and encodes 354 amino acids. Gene Ontology annotation, molecular function: GTP binding; GTPase activity; G protein-coupled receptor binding. The record is from RefSeq and is a predicted model, not a curated record. NCBI's taxonomy places the organism in Eukaryota, Metazoa, Arthropoda, Insecta, Hymenoptera, Trichogrammatidae. Gene Ontology annotation, cellular component: heterotrimeric G-protein complex. Gene Ontology annotation, biological process: adenylate cyclase-modulating G protein-coupled receptor signaling pathway.